Molecule: messenger RNA, 1170 nt
Organism: Pogona vitticeps (central bearded dragon)
Lineage: Eukaryota; Metazoa; Chordata; Lepidosauria; Squamata; Agamidae
Source: RefSeq, a predicted model, not a curated record
ACUCACACAGGAGAGAAACCAUACAAAUGCAUGGACUGUGGACAGAGGUUCAGACAGAAAGGGAACCUGAGGCGGCAUCAAAGAACUCACACAGGGGAAAAACCAUAUGAAUGUAUGGAGUGUGGAAAGGGCUUCAGUGACAGUGGGUCACUUACUAUCCAUCAAAGAAUUCACACAGGGGAGAAACCCCAUAAAUGUGUGGAGUGUGGAAAGAGUUUUGGUGGUAGUAGGUCACUUACCAUCCAUCAAAGAAGUCACACAGGAGAGAAGCCUUAUCAAUGCACAGUGUGUGAAAAGAGCUUCUGUUCAAGUGGAAGCCUUAAUUUGCAUCUAAGAGGUCAUAGAGGGGAGAAACCAUAUAAAUGCCUGGAGUGUGGAAAGCAUUUCAUUCUGAGUUCAGAUCUCAUUAAACAUCAAGGAACUCACACAGGAGAGGCAUCAUAUAAGUGCAUGGAGUGUGGAAGGACUUUCAGUCAGAAAGGGCACCUUAGGCGGCAUCAAAGUACUCACACCGGAGAGAAGCCCUAUAAAUGCAUGGUGUGUGGAAAGAGUUUCAGUCUGAACUCAAAUCUUAUGAGACAUCAAGGAACUCAUAUAGGAGAGGAACGAUAUAAAUGCAUGGAAUGUGGAAAGAGAUUCAGUCAAAAAGGGAAUCUAAAGCGGCAUCAACGAACCCACACGGGAGAGAAACCGUACGAGUGCAUGGAGUGUGGAAAGAAUUUCACUGAUAAAGGGCAUCUUAAACAGCAUCAAAGAAUUCACACAGGAGAGAAACCCUAUGAAUGCAUGGAGUGUGGAAAGAGAUUUAAUCAAAAAGGAAACCUUUGGCAGCAUCAAAAAAACCACACUGGGGAGAAACUAGAAAAAUAUGGGGACGUGGUUUGGAAGGUUGAAAGAGUACCAGUGAAAACUGAUUACCAAAUAUGUUAGACUUGGGAAGAACCAUAUAAAUCCUAGAAACAUAUUUGCUUCCAUCUUUGUCCUCCACUAAUAAUCCACAUGAGAGAAAAUGUACUACUACAUAGUUUGUAGGAAGAGGUUCGGUGAAAGCAGAAAACAUUUUGAGUUUUAACAGGCUUCAGCAAUCCUUUCUAUGGUAAACUGUAAUCAGCAAUGCUAAUUUUGAACUCCCCUUUUUUGUUCGAUCUGUACACAGAACAUAUAAUAUGA